Messenger RNA from Polypterus senegalus (gray bichir), 1040 nucleotides. Its product is annotated as peroxiredoxin-1. The coding region runs from base 139 to 735 and encodes 198 amino acids. Gene Ontology annotation, cellular component: cytosol. The transcript is spliced from 6 exons. The record is from RefSeq and is a predicted model, not a curated record. Gene Ontology annotation, biological process: hydrogen peroxide catabolic process; cellular response to stress; leukocyte activation. Gene Ontology annotation, molecular function: thioredoxin peroxidase activity. NCBI's taxonomy places the organism in Eukaryota, Metazoa, Chordata, Cladistia, Polypteriformes, Polypteridae.
CGCGAUACUUUGAGGGAUUAUAAAACGGUGCUUCUGCGUGUACCUACUUUCUGUAUCAGCGCCAGUUCAAAGCUGAGGGUUGUGUGAAUAGCUAUAGCGUCUCUCCGUCCUUCGCCUGAUUUAAGCACAUAUUCCAAGAUGUCUGCUGGCAACGCUCACAUUGGCAAACCUGCCCCAGACUUUAAGGCCACAGCAGUUAUGCCCGAUAAACAAUUCAAAGACAUUCAGCUCUCAGAUUACAGAGGAAAAUAUGUUGUGUUCUUCUUUUACCCUCUGGAUUUCACGUUUGUCUGCCCAACUGAAAUCAUUGCAUAUAGUGAUCGUGCAGAUGAGUUCAAGAAGAUCAACUGUGAAGUGAUUGGUGCUUCUGUCGAUUCUCACUUCUGCCAUUUGGCAUGGAUCAACUCCCCACGCAAACAAGGUGGGCUUGGCCAGAUGAAUAUUCCCCUGGUUGCAGACACCCUACGCACCAUUUCAAAGGACUACGGUGUAUUGAAGGAGGAUGAAGGCAUCGCUUUCCGAGGGCUGUUUAUUAUUGAUGAUAAGGGAAUCCUGCGUCAGAUUACAAUCAAUGACCUACCUGUGGGGCGUUCAGUUGAUGAGACUCUGCGGCUAGUUCAGGCAUUUCAGUUCACCGACAAGCAUGGAGAAGUGUGCCCAGCAGGAUGGAAACCAGGAAGUGACACGAUCAAGCCCGAUGUCCAGAAAAGUAAAGAAUUCUUCUCCAAACAGUAAAAAAGCUACCCGUCUCUGUCAAGUACUGUAGCCGAAGAUCAUACUUCUGAGAGGAACAAAUUGUUUAGCGUAUAGUCGGCUCUGAUCCUAUUUUCUGUUGAAGGCUAAAUAGAUUUAGGAUCUUGGGCACCUAAUAGGUGCAGGGGACCUUGCCUUAUGACUUCCUCUAGACGACCUACUGUGUCUUGUGUGCAGUAAAAUCAUGAUCCAAAUUUUGGCAGUUUCCAAUAAUGCACUUAAGUACAUUUUUAUGAAUGUAUGUUUAGAGUUUUUCAUACAAAAUAAAAAUGGUAUGGAGAAUUUGA